GGAGCGGCCAGCGGGGGCGGCGCAUGCGCGGUGCGGGAGGCGCGGUUUGUCUCCUGCCGGCGCUGGUAGCGCCGCCGCUCCGGCCGCCCCCCGCCCCCGCUUCCUGUGAGGAGCGAAUGGAAACUCCGGCGCCCGCGAGCGUACUGUAAAAACCCUAGAACAGUGAGAAUGCACCAUGGUAAUGGUCCUCAGAAUGCCCAGCGCCAGCUCCAGAGGUCCAGAUCCUUCACGGGCAGUGAGGGAGAAGAGCAACAGGCAAAUUUACCCCAGUCACCUGCAGCUUCUUUCGCACCUUCUGCAAGUCCAUCCGCACCCCAGUCCCCCAGUUACCAAAUCCAGCAAUUUAUCAUGAGUCGGAGUCCAGUGGCUGGGCAGAAUGUGAACAUCACGCUGCAGAACGUUGGACCGGUGGCUUCAGGAAACCAGCAGAUAACGCUUACCCCAUUGCCAAUUCCAAACCCAACGUCUCCGAGUUUCCAGUUCAGUCCUCAGCAGAGGCGGUUUGAACAUGGAUCUCCAUCGUAUAUUCAAGUUACAUCACCGCUGCCUCAACAGGUCCAGUCUCAAAGCCCCACACAGCCUAACCCUGUGCCAGUGCAAACGUUACCAAACGUUCGGGCUGGCACUCCGGGCCCUGGCUUGGGAAUGUGCAGCCAGAGCCCUACCAGAGGGUUUGUAGAUGCUAGUGUGCUUGUGAGACAAAUCAGCUUGAGUCCUUCAAAUGGUGGCCACUUUGUUUAUCAAGAAGGACCGGGAAUUGCCCAGAUUGCUCAAGGAGCUGCAGCGCAAGUGCAGCUUCCAUCUGCUGGGACAGCUGGCACGGUAAGGGAACGCAGGCUUUCACAACCUCAUUCGCAGUCUGGUGGCACCAUUCAUCAUCUUGGUCCUCAGAGUCCUGUAGCUAGCGGAGCAAAUAUGCAAUCUUUGACUAGCCCGGGCCAUAUCACGACUACCAGCUUGCCACCCCAAAUCAGCAAUAUUAUCCAAGGGCAACUGAUGCAGCAGCAGCAGCAAGUGCUUCAAGGCCAGCAGCUGGGUAGACCCAUUGGAUACGACAGGACUUCUGGUGGAUUGAUAGCAGGAGUUGGAGGACCUAGUGCAUUUGGAAUGACAUCACCACCUCCUCCCACAAGUCCUUCACGGGCCACGGUACCACAGGGGCUGUCAAGUCUUCCUCUUACUCCUACAGUUAAUACAGCAGUGAAAAAACAACCUAAAAAAUUGGAGGAGAUUCCUCCUGCCAACCAAGAGACUGCCCAAAUGAGAAAACAAUGUUUGGAUCAUCACCACAAGCAGAUGGAAAUUCUCAAGGAAACUUUUAAGGAAUGUUUGAUUGAAUUGUUUUUCCUGCAACAUCUUCAGGGGAAUAUGAUGGACUUUUUAGCUUUUAAGAAGAAACAUUGUGUUCCACUGCAAGCAUACCUGAGGCAAAAUGACCUGGAUCUGGAGGAGGAAGAAGAGGAAGAACAGUCUGAGGUCAUCAAUGAUGAGGUAAAGGUUGUGACAGGAAAGGAUGGGCAGACUGGUACUCCUGUCGCUAUAGCAACUCAGCUUCCUCCAAAUGUUUCUGCUGCUUUUUCAUCCCAGCAGCAACCAUUUCAGCAAACGCAUACAGGGACUCCGGUAACGGGGACUGUGAACGCCAUCGAAAUUGAAGCUUUUAAGAGGCAGCAGGCACUUGCACCAGCAGAUUCGUCUAAGAGACCACGAAUUGAAGUGGGCCGCCAUGGGAUGGUUUUUCAGCACCCGGGUGUGGCUUCAGGAGUUCCUCUUCAACAGCUAAUGCCAACGGCACAAGGUGGAAUGCCUCCCACUCCUCAGGCCGUGCAGCUGACGGGGCAGAAGCAGAGCCAACAGCAGUACGACCCGUCCAAAGGCCCCCCGGUGCAGAACGCCGCCAGCCUGCACACCCCUCCGCCGCAGCUGCCGGGGCGGCUGCAGCCGGCCAGCGGCCCCGUGACGGCUCUCCCGGCCACGCUGCAGCUUUCCCAGCAGCAGCCGCAGGUCGUGGAAGCUCCAGCUCAGGCUCAGCUCCAGGUGAAGAUCCAGCCGCAGAGCGUGUCCCUGGGCUCUGCUCCGCUGCCGGCCCCGCUGCAGCAGCAGGUGCCGCCAGCGAUCCACGUGCAAGGACUGACACCGAACCAAGUGUCACAGCCGCCAGCUACGAUACAGCAGCAGACUGUGACUCUGACACGACCACCUGCGGAUCCUGCUCAGACUUCUCAGCGUCUUACGGCAAAUACGCUACCGCCUACCUCAUCCGUUGCGCCAGCAACCGUCUCGGGCACAACACCGCCUUCUGCGUACCCAGUGCAAGCAAACAGGACCUCUCCAGCCACCAACAAGUCCCUGUCUCCUAUUGCAUCAAAACCCCCAGGCUUGGCCGUAGCAGCAGCACCGAAAACACAAAGCCCAGCUCAGAACGCAGCAGUGUUGCCACAGGAGAACUCUCAAGACAAGCUUGCUGAGCAAGUAAAGCUGGAAAAUCAAAUCCAUCAGCGAAUAGCAGAACUGAGAAAGGAAGGUUUGUGGUCCCUGAGGCGACUGCCUAAACUGCAGGAGGCUCCGAGGCCAAAAUCUCACUGGGAUUAUUUGCUGGAAGAAAUGCAGUGGAUGGCAACUGAUUUUGCCCAAGAAAGAAAGUGGAAGAUGGCAACUGCUAAGAAGAUGGUAAGAACUGUGGCUCGUUAUCAUGAAGAAAAGAAGCUUAAUGAAGAGCGAGCUAAAAGGGAAGAACAAAACAAACUGAGGCGAAUUGCUGCAUCAAUUGCUAGAGAAAUAGAAUACUUCUGGUCCAACAUUGAACAGGUCGUUGAAAUAAAACUGCAAAUUGAAUUUCAAGAGAAAAGGAAAAAAGCAUUGAAUUUAAAGAGAAUUUCAAGGAAAGGUAAGGAUACAAAACUUGGAGAAGACCUUUUGUUGGAAAAAGACAGUGAAAUGGGUUCUUCAUCAUCUGGCAGGAAAAGAAAGGCAAGCACGUCUUUGACUGAUGAGGAAGUUGAAGAUGAAGAAGAAACAAUUGAAGAACAAGAAGCUAAAGAAGGAAACAUAAACCAUCAAAGCGAAUUGUCUAACCUAGCCAAAGAAGCUGAAUUGCCUCUGGAAGAUUUACUGAAGAUGUAUGAAGGUGCCUUUGCAGAAAAUUUCCACUGGCCCCAGCCGAAGCCCGACAGCGAAGAGGACAGCAGUGAGGAGGAAAUGGAGGAGCACAUCUCUGAUCGGGAGAGUCCCCAGAAGGAAGUUGUCCUCAUAGACUCCCUGCUCACCAUUGACCAGUACAAGGGGCUGGACAGAUCGAGUCCUCCUAAGAAGAACAUGCGAGACAUUUCAGAAGUUGCUGCUGCAGCAGAAAUGCUGUUACCUAAAGGCAGCUCCAGGAUAACAACAGCAGUAAAAUACAACACUCCAUCACUGCUGUAUGGGCCUCUCAGAGAGUAUCAGAAGAUCGGGCUGGAUUGGCUGGCAAAGCUGUACAGGAAGAAUCUCAACGGCAUCCUGGCAGACGAGGCUGGGCUUGGGAAAACAGUGCAAAUUAUUGCCUUCUUUGCUCACUUGGCCUGUAAUGAAGGUAACUGGGGCCCUCACCUUGUUGUUGUACGGAGCUGUAACAUAUUGAAGUGGGAGCUGGAAUUGAAACGCUGGUGCCCAGGCUUGAAGAUACUUCUCUACUUUGGCAGCCAGAGGGAACUUAGGGCAAAAAGACAGGAAUGGACAGAACCCAACAGCUUCAAUGUGUGCAUCACCUCCUACAAACAGCUGUUCAAAGGCCACCCCGCGUUUAUGAAAAUGCGAUGGAAAUACUUAAUAGUAGAUGAGAUGCAACAAAUAAAGAACAUGACUGAGAAGCACUGGGAGGCACUUUUCAGUCUCCGUAGCCAGCAUCGUUUGCUUCUGAUAGACACCCCUUUGCAUAACACAUUGAUGGAGCUGUGGACCAUGGUGCAUUUCCUGAUUCCGGGAAUUUCCAGACCUUACCUUGAUUUUCCAGUGAAGGCAGCUAAUGAGGAGAACCAGGAUUAUUGCCAUAAACUGGUCAUCAGGUUACACAGAAUGAUUCAGCCGUUUAUUUUGCGAAGAUCCAAGAGAGACGUUGAAAAGCAGCUGACAAAGAAAUACGAACAUGUGCUGAAGUGUCGUCUCUCUAGUCGACAAAAAGCCAUGUACGAAGAUGUCAUAUUACAGCCAGGAACCCAAGAAGCCCUCAAAAGUGGACACUUCAUCAGUGUCCUGCACGUCCUGAUGCAGCUGCAGCGGAUCUGUAACCACCCCGAUCUGAUCAACCCCCGGCUUUCCAGCACCUCGUACGUGUCAGAAACACUGGAGUACAGAACUGCGUCUCUGGUGCUGAGUGCCCUGGAGAGGGAUAUUUGGAAGGAAUCAGACCUGUCUCUUUUUGAUCUCAUUGGAAUGGAAAACAAAAUGACUCAGUAUGAAGCACAAUUGUUGCCAAAACAAAAGGUUACUAGAAAGUUGAUUGAAGAGAUCUACAGCUCCCCGGCCCCGCCGGCCAGGCCCAACCCCGUGAAGCUCAAACCCAGCAGGUUGUUUCAGCCCGUUCAGUACGGUCAGAAGCCGGAGGGCAGGACUGUGGUUUUCCCCAGCACACAAGUCCAGCGCACGGUGGCCACAGCGACGGUGACUCAGCAGGGACAAGUGCGAGGAAGGUCACCCAUCGCUACGGUGUCUUCCAGUCAAGCCGCAGCAGCACAGUUUCAGACAACUCAGGCUUCCACCAGUGCUCCAAGACACCAGCCCGCAGCGACCUUCAGCACAGCAACUAGCGCAGCCAGCCCCGGGAAGGCGCGGGGCCAGACCUCCGCGCAGGCCCCGCUGGGCCAGGCCCAGCCCGCGGCCCCCCCGCAGCCCGGCCCCCACACUGUGCUGCCCCAGAGGCUGGUGCUCACCUCCCAGGCCCAGGCACGGUUGCCUAGUGGUGAGGUAGUAAAAAUAGCCCAGCUGGCUUCUAUAGCAGGAGCACAAGGCAGAAUCGCUCAGCCGGAGACUCCCGUGACGCUGCAGUUCCAAGGGAACAAGUUCACUCUGUCGCACAGUCAGCUCCGGCAGCUCACUGCGGGGCAGCCCUUGCAGUUACAAGGAAGCGUUCUUCAGAUAGUCUCAGCGCCGGGCCAGCAGUAUUUGAGGCCCCAGGGCCCGGUGGUCAUGCAGACGGUGUCCCAAGCGGGAACUGUUCAGAACGCUCUGAACGCUUUAGGAAACCAGCAUCAGGCAGGUGUCCCAACCUCCACAGCAGUGACACAGCAAGUUUGUAUUCCAGGUAGAACUGCAGUUACUAAUUUGGCAUCCGCUGACAUGGGAGCAGCGCUGAAAGCAGCACCCGCGCAUGGGCAGCCGCAGGAAACGUAUGAGGAAAAGAACCGGCUUUUGAAAGAGCGCCUGGACAGAAUAUUUUCUGGCAACGAGCGCCGCUGCUCGCGGGCUCCGAUGUACGGCAGAGACUUGCUGAGCGUGUGCUCUGUGAGCGGCGCCGGGUCCCCUGGGGCCGGCCGCUGGGGCUGGGCCGGCUCUGUCCACUGCUGCCUGUCCGCAAGGGCCCCCGUGGGCGCGAGGAGCCCCUUGCAAGAGAUGAUCCUCACUUUGCUUCGGCAGCAAGAGUCUCUGAAGGAUGUUGUGAACAGGGCUCUCUUCGUAUUGCCAGCUGCUGUUGCCGCUCCCCCGUGUUUAUAUGUAGCAAAUCCUCCCCCUUCGUAUAGUCACAGAUUGAAACUCCUUAAGCACAGUCUGAAGCAGAAGGCAGCUCCGCACCUGCAUCAGUUGCAACAGAUGACGACUCCUCACUUGCUGCAGUUCCCUGACCUCCGGCUGGUGCAGUACGACUCAGGAAAAUUAGAAGCUCUCGCUGUCUUGCUUCAGAAGUUGAAAUCUGAAGGGCGCCGUGUGCUGAUCUUGUCACAGAUGAUUCUCAUGUUGGACAUACUGGAGUUAUUCCUGAAUUUCCAUUUCCUCACGUUUGUGAGGAUCGAUGAAUAUGCUAACCGUGAACAACGGCAGGAGCUGAUGAAGAUUUUCAACAGAGACAAGCGCAUCUUCUGUGCCAUCCUUUCCUCUCACAGUCGUUCCACUGGUGUCAAUCUUGUUGAGGCGGACACGGUUGUGUUCUAUGACAAUGAUCUGAACCCGGUGAUGGACGCAAAGGCUCAGGAAUGGUGUGACAGGAUCGGGAGAUGUAAAGAUAUCCAUAUAUACAGGCUUGUCAGUGGUAAUUCUGUAGAAGAGAAGCUUUUGAAAAACGGCACAAAGGACUUGAUCAGAGAAGUAGCUGCUCAGGGAAAUGACUAUUCAAUGGCCUUUUUAACACAGCAAACGAUUCAAGAAUUGUUUGAGGUUCAUUCUCCUAUGGAGGAUUCUGGAUUUAGAGUGAAAGCAGAAGAAUUUGUAGUACUUUCUCAAGAGCCAUCUCCAGCAGAAAAUAUUUCUCCUAAAGUUGCAAGACCAUUCAUAGAGGCCCUCAACAGUAUCGAACAAGAGGAUGAGGAGUCGAACGAUUGCGUACGAGAAAUAGGACCUGAGUCAAGCAUUGAACCUUUAAUCUCGGAGCUCUGUGAGACAAAAUACAAUGAAGAGCCCUCACAGCUGGAGGAAUUAGUUGCUGUCGUGGAUCAGCUGACUCCAAUUGAGAAGUAUGCUUUGAAUUAUUUAGAGCUCUUCCACGUUUCAGUUGAUGAGAAUGAGCCGCGGUUGAAUGAGAUGGAAUUGAGAAGUGCAAAGAAAGCCUGGGAAGUCCAGCAUAUGAAGGAGUUAAAGGAAAAAGAGCAACAAAUGCUUUGGGAGGAUGAAGAGGAACUACUGACCUACACGCGGGAGGAUGCGUACAACAAAGAAUAUGUCUAUGAAGGCCCAGAUGGACAGACCGAAAUAAUGCCGCUUUGGACUCCUCCCACCCCCCCCCAGGAUGACAACGAUAUCUACAUUGACUCUGUUAUGUGCCUGAUGUACGACACCACCCCGAUUCCGGAGUCAAAGCUGCCCCCGGUGUACAUCAGGAAGGAACGUAAACGACACAAAACGGAUCCGUCUGCUGCAGGCAGGAAGAAAAAGCAACGUCAUGGAGAGACAGUCAUUCCACCUCGCUCACUGUUUGAUCGAGCAACUCCAGGGAUGUUGAAAAUGCGCCGAGAGGGCAAAGAGCAAAAGAAAAACAUCUUGUUGAAACAACAAACGCAGUUUGCAAAGCCUUUGCCGACCCUUGUCAAACCAGCUGCCGAGGCUGGGCAGGAUAACCCGGAGUGGCUCAUCAGUGAAGACUGGGCACUUCUGCAGGCAGUGAAGCAGCUGCUGGAGCUUCCUUUAAAUCUCGCUGUCGUAUCGCCAGCACACACUCCCAAUUGGGACCUGGUUAGUGAUGUUGUUAACUCGUGCAGCAGAGUCUAUCGCUCACCCAAACAAUGCCGAAACAGAUAUGAAAAUGUCAUUAUUCCAAGGGAAGAAGGAAAGCUAAUGUACGAAGCUAAUCCUAAAAAGAAGACAAAAAGUAUUUAUAAGACUAAAAACAGUCGUCCGCUUCGUACCAAUCAGAUCUACGCUCAAGAUGAGGGUGCCACCCACACGCAACUUUAUACUAAUCACUUUGAGAUGAUGAAAAUGAUUGCAGGGAAGAGAAGUCCCCCCAUCAAACCCCUACUUGGCAUGAAUCCUUUCCAGAAGAAUCCCAAGCAUGCAUCCGUGCUUGCAGAAAGUGGAAUCAACUAUGAUAAGCCACUUCCUCCAAUUCAAGUUGCGUCCCUCCGAGCAGAACGCAUUGCAAAAGAGAAAAAGGCGCUGGCGGAGCAGCAGCGGGCGCAGCAGCAGCCGGGCGCGCAGGCGCAGGCGCAGCCGGCGGGGCCGCAGCCGCAGCCACCCGUGCCGCAGCCGCAGCCGCAGCCGCAGGUGGUGCAGCAGCCGCAGGCGGUGGUGCAGACGGCAGCGACCACCGUGGCCAACACAGCCGUGCUGGCGGGCACAAUCAAAACAGCAGUUACGGGGACAAGUAUACAGACUGCUACAGUGAGUGGAAAUGUCAUCGUGAAUACGGUUGCUGGUGUCCCCGCUGCCACCUUCCAGCCCAUCAACAAGCGGCUGGCGUCACCGGUUAUCCCGGGGGCGCUGACGAGCUCGGGAGGCACGGCGGCUGCACAGGUUGUCCACACCCAGCAGCGAACUGCAGCGGCACCCACUGCUUCCACAGAGCUGGUGACCAUCGCGUCUACCCAGGGCGUUCGAGCAGUGACGUCCGUGACAGCAUCCGCAGUGGUGACCACAAACCUAACGCCCGUGCAGACCCAGACAAGAUCUCUGGUGACUCAGGUUACACCAGCCACACCAACAGUCCAGCUCUCUGGCAAAACCAUCACGCCCGCUCACUUCCAGCUCCUGCGGCAGCAGCAGCAGCAGGCGGCGCAGGUGCAGGUCCCGCAGAUCCAGGCGCAGGCACAAGCCCAGUCUCCAGCUCAAAUAAAAACUGUCGGGAAGUUGUCACAGGAACAGCUGCUCAAGCUGCAGAAGCAGAAGCUGCAGCUCCCCCAGCAGCAGGCGGGGCAGCCGGCGCAGCAAGGGGCGCAGCAGCAAACAGCGCAAGUGCAAGUGCAGCAGCAGCAGCAGACUCAGCAGCUCGCUACUGUUACGGCACCUCGUCCUGGCGCAGUCCUCACAGGCACGACUGUGACAAACCUGCAAGUUGCUCGUCUUACUCGUGUUCCUGCUUCCCAGCUCCAAGCACAAGGGCAGAUCCAGGCCCAGACUCCGCAGACAGCCCAGGUUGCUCUGGCGAAGCCUCCGGUGGUGUCUGUUCCAGCUGCCGUCGUCUCGUCUGCAGGAGUCACCACGCUCCCCGUCACUGUUGCAGGCAUUAGUGUUGCUAUUGGGCAGCCCCAGAAAGCAGCAGGAGGCCAGACGGUCGUUGCGCAGCCGCUGCACGUCCAGCAGCUUCUGAAGCUCAAGCAUCACCAAGCCGCGCAGCAGCAGAAGGCGAUCCAGCCGCAGGUCGCACAGGGCCAGGCCGCCGUGCAGCAAAAGAUAAAUGCUCAACAGGUUACGGUCCAGACCCAACAGCAGACUUCACAGCAACAAAAAGUAACUUACACUACACAGCCUGCCAUUAAAACACAGUUCUUAACAACUCCAAUUUCCCAAAGCCAGAAACCAGGUGGAACUCAGCAAGUGCAGGCCCAGAUUCAGGUACAGGUCGCAAAACUUCCCCAAGUGGUCCAGCAACAGGCUGCAGUUGCCAACAUUCAACAGAUGGUUUCAGUUUCCCAACAGGUACAAGCUCAGCCCCAAACCGUGACGCUUUCCCAGACGACAGCAGGGCAGCAGCAGGUGCAGGUGAUUCCUGCAACCACCGCGACCGCGCAGGUCGUGCAGCAGAAGCUGAUCCAGCAGCAGGUGGUGACAACAGCGUCUCCCCAGAUUCAGGCUCCGGGGGUGCAGAACCCAGCCCAGACACCAGCAGCGUCCGAAGCCCAGAGUCAGCAAGCGAAAGUCCAAAUGAGGACGCCCACGGUCAGAUUAAAGGCUCCUACUAAACCAAGUUGAACUGAUGAUUUCAAUGCAAUAACGGGGAAACACGGCAUUUCUUGCUUGCUCAGCCGAGUGAGAAGCUACUCCAAACAUCCAAAUGAAGACAAACCACCUCUAUAUUUUUUUUUAGCAGAAGGUUUCUUGCUGGUGAACAUUUAAACAUGGAAGCACUUGCAUAACUUUCAGCAUAUUAGCAACUGUUUAGCACCCAAAAUCUGUACAAGAUGCAUUCUGCCAGUGUUCUCUGUGCUCGUUCGACCCACAUAAAGCAAACAUUGCUUACAGUUAAAUUCUGCCCAGCUUCACAAAGUAAAAUGGCGAUAUGCCAUAAAUGUCAGUAAAAUCCAUCUGUGUUAGCGUUGCAUAAAGUGCCCGUGGGAAUAUGCAGUUCUUUGCUGUAGCUGGGACGUGCGCUCGGUGUCCGGUGAAGCCAUUCAGAGACACCGCAAAGUGUUUCCAGUGGUAGAACAGCCCCACUGAGGCAGGUACCUCUGGAAGAUCCAACUCAUCUUUGAGGUGCUCCCUGCAGAGUUUAGCCAAUAAAUGUGAAAACCUGUAAGUACAUGUAAUUAAAAAGGAAAAAAAAAAGUUUCAUUCUCCAUUUUUGUAAGUCUUUUAAAAUGUUUGUUAGUAGUUUUGUGUACAGUUUACUGAAUCACCCGACCUGUGCGCUCAUUCUCAUCUUUCACUUUAAGAUAAUGGAUAUUUUAGGCAUGAACUGAGUAAAUACUGUGUUGAUAGUAGAUGUGUAUUACAGUGUAGCCCAUUUUUUUGGUAAAAGGUUUGGUGGUUUCAGCUAAACAAAUGAUCCACAGCUGUUUCUCAUGGGGCUUCUGUCGAGGAAACUCUCCAGCUGAUAGAAUUGGAUCUCCCAGUUUCAUUCUGCUCUUGCAACAUGUUUAAAUGUUCGGUUCUUUCUACUCAGCUUUUGGCUCGGGGGGUGGGGGCCGAGGGAAGGGGGAGUAGGGAAAUUAAAUCUAAGACUUAAUUCUUCAACUGUGUAAAGAAUAAGAUCUAACUUUUAUACUAUUCUUUUACUAAAGCUAAUGAUGAAUGUAUCUUCAGGUGGAUAUUUUGGAUGCGAAUAGAGCGUGGCCUCUUCCUCCAAAUCGGUUUGCCUUAUUGUUAUGAAAAAAAAGCAAGAAGCUGCCUGGGACUGUGAGGGGGUUCUUUCCUUUUCUUGUGUAAAAUGAACCCAGACUGUUUGCAAACAGCACUGAGCGAGGAGUCAAAAAGCUCUUGGUGACUCGAAUGCAUUUGCUUUACUUUGGCCAUAGAACCGCACGAUGUGGAAAAUUCAGACAAAGUUGUAACAUUCCUUUUCCGAGGUGGUUUUAAAGUUAUUUUCCCGUUCUGUGAUCUUUUUACUCUUUUAGGGUGGCAGCCUGUUUAGAGGCAAGGAAAGCGUACCGCGUACCUUUUGUUCUUACCUCUGUGUGUAACACCUGUCGGCACCUGCAAUCCAAAUGGCUUAAACAAGAAACCAGCCAGCUCCUGAUCUCCCCCGAGUAGGUGCAGCGGGCAGGGAGGUCACAGUUGCCAGGUUUUUCUUAGUUUUUAUUUUAGCUUAUACCUCUUUUCUCCUGCAUCCUCUUUUUCUUGGACCCUCCGGUCUGCAAAUACAGGGGCAUUGUUGGUUUUUUUAAGCUGUUUGUGCAGUCGUAUUGCCCGACCCCGCCGAACCGCUGGCUUGUGCCGUUACCUGAACUUCAUUAGUAGCCACAAAGCUGAAGCAUUGGCGACGGAGUAGUUUAAAAUGCAAAGCAAAUGCGGUGGUAACAGAUGACUGACCCUGUGUACAGUAUAGUGUUGCUCAUCCAGAAAUAUUGCUUAGUUAGCCCCAGGCUUACUUUUAAGUGUUUAGCUCUUAUUAUGUGCAUGAAAUUGGGGUGGGGGGGAAACACUUAGAGGAGUGGGGGAGCUGUGGGCUGCAUCGUUGUGCUGGUCUGAUUUGGUGUCUAAAGAGGCAAUUGUUUCUUGUUUAGGUCAGUUAAUGAGAUUAAAAUAACUUCUUUUUUUCCUUAUUUUUUCAUUUUUUUUCCCUUCUGAUGUGUCUUUCUCCCGGGAGUGUGUUAGGAAGUCAGCCUGUAAAUAACUGAUGAACAUAAGCAUUUGUACUUGAUCCAGUAGGAUUGUAAGAAUAGUGAUGUAUCCUACCUGAAGGUGUAAUAAAGUGUACAUUUUUAUAA
Molecule: messenger RNA, 11702 nt
Organism: Columba livia (rock pigeon)
Lineage: Eukaryota; Metazoa; Chordata; Aves; Columbiformes; Columbidae
Gene: EP400
Product: E1A binding protein p400
Exons: 55
Coding region: 169-9528 (3119 amino acids)
Biological process (GO): DNA repair
Cellular component (GO): Swr1 complex; NuA4 histone acetyltransferase complex
Molecular function (GO): chromatin binding; ATP-dependent chromatin remodeler activity; ATP binding
Source: RefSeq, a predicted model, not a curated record